This is a messenger RNA of Elaeis guineensis (African oil palm), 1883 nucleotides long. The record is from RefSeq and is a predicted model, not a curated record. Lineage: Eukaryota; Viridiplantae; Streptophyta; Magnoliopsida; Arecales; Arecaceae.
AUUUUUCGUCGUGCUCCAAUUCCUCGUCGAGUAUCUUGCCGAGGAAUUCACCUUUUCAGGACCGGACCAAACUACUUUCCCUGGCUCACCGAUGCCAGGGCAAGGUUAGAUCGGCCAGUUCAGUGGCGGAACAAUGCGGGCCACUAUCCGGAGCGGGCACACGUGGCCUCCAUUCGAAGCCGCUCGUCCUCCUCUUUCUCAUCCCAGCCGUCCCUCUCCGCUAUUUAGAUGCACGGAGCUCCACCCACGUCUUACGUCCGUCAUCAGUGAUCGCUCGCCAGCUGCAGCGAUGGCGAAGCCAGAGAAGCUGAAGAACAAGAAACCUGCGUCUGCCGCUUCUGCGUCCACCGCCCCCUCCAAAAAGAUUAAGAAGAAAAACAAGGGGCAAAAGAUCGAAGAUGCCGCUGCAACUGAUUCGGCGAAUGCUGCGGCCUCUUCGCCGGCGGCGGAAGAUGGCAACGCUGAGGGGAAAAAGAAGGCUGAGGGGCAGAAGGGGAAAGAGAAAGCGGAAAGGCGGUCCGGAUUUAUCUUCAUGUGCAGUGGAAAGACGAAGCCGGAGUGCUACCGCUACCGGGUGUUCGGGCUUCCCAAGGGGAAGAUAGAGCUGGUGGAAAAGAUCCAGCCCGGCACAAAGCUGUUCCUCUACGAUUUCGACCUGAAGCUUCUCUACGGGGUCUAUAAGGCCACCACCAAUGGUGGAAUGAACCUGGAACCACGAGCUUUUGGAGGGGGAUUCCCGGCUCAGGUGAAAUUCAAGAUCUAUAAGGAUUGUGUACCUAUACCUGAAACUGUUUUUAAACAUGCCAUACUUGAAAAUUACUACUCAAGGGCAAAGUUUACACCAGAGCUCAAUUCAAAACAGGUCCAUAAAUUGCUGUUAUUGUUCCGUCCUAUCAAUUUACAGCCUCAAGAAGCACCUUCUCCCAAGUAUGCUGAGAAUCGGUACCCUGCACCCCCUGCUCGGUAUGUGGACGAUCGACGCCUCUUGCCUCCUGCCUCAUAUGUUGAGGAUCGGCUGCCUGCACCUCCUGCCCAGUAUGUUGAGGAACGGCUUCCACCGCCUGCUGUCCAUUUGCCCCCUCUGGAGGAUGCUUAUAGAACAGUGUCAUGUGUUCCACCUAUUGAAUACAUUCAACAAGCGCCUACUCCUGGAAAUGAUCCAUAUGCACAUUAUGCGCGUGCACCACGUGGCAUGGAAGCUCGACAUGUUCCAGCAACUGUUCAGCCUCCAAAUGAUCCAUAUUAUUCGGCACCUCCAAAUGAUCCAUAUUAUCCGGUACCUGUAGCCGAUCCGUAUCAAGUGGAGACUAGGCGAGCUUACUAUGGAGAAAAUCCUAUUCCAUCUGAGCGUUAUAGGGUGGUGCCUGAGAUGAUACCGAGGGAUCCACUUCCUCCGCCGGCUAGGGACUAUAGAGUCCUUGCAGCAAGGGAAGCUGUGAUGCUUCCCCGUGCAGAUGGUGUGGAUGAGCUUUACCACCCUGAGCGAGUUGUUGGUCAUGCUGCUGUAGAUGUAAACCCCCAACGAAGCCGUUGGGCAACAAGCUAUGAGGAUCCAAACAGAGCAUAUGUUGAUAGUGUUGAGAGGCCGGUUGCUAACAGAGCUAAUGCAGCAAGCAUGACCGUCUCACAUCUUUAUUCAUUUGCUGGUGCUUCCGCUUAUCACUGAUCAUUGAGACCUUCAUCAGUGUGUAUGUUGUUGCUCUGCACUACCAAGCUAACAUCCUUAUGUGUUCACAUGAUUUGUAUGUUGAAGAAUUCUGCAAGUUUUUUGUCUUGGAACAAACAGUAGCGUCUUUGCUCUGGUACAAAUAGCAACUCUGGAAGAGCUUUUUAUGAAGUUACAUUGCAUUUGCCAGCUGUUAAAGCCCUAAAGUUCAUUCGCA